This is a messenger RNA of Rhipicephalus sanguineus (brown dog tick), 1321 nucleotides long. Its product is annotated as E3 ubiquitin-protein ligase TM129. The transcript has 6 exons. The coding region runs from base 37 to 1122 and encodes 361 amino acids. Lineage: Eukaryota; Metazoa; Arthropoda; Arachnida; Ixodida; Ixodidae. The record is from RefSeq and is a predicted model, not a curated record. Gene Ontology annotation, biological process: protein ubiquitination. Gene Ontology annotation, molecular function: ubiquitin protein ligase activity. Gene Ontology annotation, cellular component: endoplasmic reticulum; membrane.
CGCAGCCAAGCCAGCACUGCCAGAGUGUAAAUAAACAUGGCGACUGAGGCGGUAUGGUUUAGCGUAGUGUAUGCUAUGAUAUGUGUUUAUAUCCUUACGCCACCUACAGAAUUUGUGACAGCUGGUUUGACUCUUACACAUCUCUUCGGAAGGUUCAUCGACAAAGAGGAUGUGAAGUUCGUUGAGCACCACAUUCAGAGGACACUGUUGACUGUUAUCGUUCAUACUUUUCUGCCGCUAGGUUACUUCUUUGGUUUCAUGAACCUGAUUGAAGAUGACAGCUUGGUGGAGCUAUGGCAGUCCAAGCUGCUGUGGCAGGCAGGCCUGGCCGUAUCUUGCCUGGUGUUCACAGCAGGUAUUGUGGUAGCCUUCACAUGGUCCAUGGCAGACUGGGCCCGACAUCCUGUGACCCAGCGGCUCUUGCAGUACGGUAGCCCUUGGCACAUCAUUGCCAUGCGCAUCAAUGCAGAAUUCUCCCAGGUUGACAAGUUCAUCAGUGGUGCAGGGUCUCUCACGCGCACUGUAGUGACCAAUUCAUGGAUCAUCAAAGCUACACCCUACAACUUGCAUCUGAUCCAACAGACAGAUGCGGUACUGGAACUGGUGAGCAGUGCUGAGCACUCCGUGUCACAUGUCAGUGGCAUGGGUAUUCAGUACCUGGACAUACUGGUCAAGAGCCGCAGGCCUGGAAUACCAUCAUUUACCAUAAGGGUGAAUUCAAUGGAGUACAAUGACCUGAAGGAAAAGCUGCAGGCUCCAUUGGACAAUGUGCGCAAUAUUGUAAUACACCGUAGUCUUAGCGACAGGUUUACUGAUGCCUUCAGAAGCCAUGUUGAACAGAAUUCCAGGUACAGGCUGCCAGCAGGCAUGGAACUGGAGCCAUGCAUUGGCUGCAUGCAGACAACGGCCAACGUAAAGCUGCAGAAACUCUGUGAUGAAGCACUAGUAGGCCAGUGCCAGGGCUGCUUGUGUCGACCAAUGUGGUGCCUGGAUUGCAUGGGUCGUUGGUUUGCCAGCCGGCAGGACCAGGCACGCCCUGAGACAUGGCUAGGAAGUCGCUGCUUUUGCCCAACGUGCAGGUCCGUGUUCUGCAUGCUCGACGUGUGCAUCGUUGAAGCCUAGUUUACCUACCAUCGACACGUUCUCCUGGAAGUUUGAUCUUGACUGCUCUCACUGGGCGUGAGCACUUGGUGACCACAUUUUGACAUACCACCUAUUAUGCAAACAAUGAAGAUAAAUCUAAAGUUUAGGCUUUCUUGUAGGUCAUCUAGAAGGAAAUGCACUGAAAGUUCUCACACUGAACGAAGCAUCUCCCUGUUUU